Molecule: messenger RNA, 8635 nt
Organism: Bicyclus anynana (squinting bush brown)
Lineage: Eukaryota; Metazoa; Arthropoda; Insecta; Lepidoptera; Nymphalidae
Product: zinc finger protein 808
Exons: 4
Coding region: 2435-3460 (341 amino acids)
Biological process (GO): regulation of transcription by RNA polymerase II
Cellular component (GO): nucleus
Molecular function (GO): RNA polymerase II transcription regulatory region sequence-specific DNA binding; DNA-binding transcription factor activity, RNA polymerase II-specific; zinc ion binding
Source: RefSeq, a predicted model, not a curated record
UAGAAAAUGAACUGUGCAAUCAAGGAGGAAUGGAGUCUUCAAAUAUUCAACUGAAGCCAGAAAAAAUCUACGGAUGUACGAGUUGCAUAGAUGAAUUCUGGACUGAAAAAGAAUACAACAACCAUAUGUGCUUACUCCUGCGGGUAUGAUAGAUUUCCAUUAAAAAUUUACCAAUAUUUUUGUAUAUAUCACCGAAUAGCCCUUGCGGUAAGGAGGCAUUCAUUAACUAAUUUUUUCUAUCCAUGGCUCGCUAUGUUAAAUACUAAAUAAAUCUUACGACUAUUCGUGGUCUUGAGAUGUGGGCUCCUAACCUAGACAUUUUUAUUAAUUUCUUUUUUAUAGCAGCUUAAAUUUACUUUGCAUUAUUAAAUUUUAUUUAAAUUAUUCGAUGCCGAUACACGGGAAGUCUAUACCAUGAGGCGAAUUUUAAGUUUAUUACUUAUUUUAAUUCGUUUUGGUGAAAUCUUAUAAUUAGUUAUUGUUAUAUAUACUUAUACUGUACCAUAUUAUUACUUUGUUGACGCCUAGAAGGCAAAGGAAUUAUGUAAUCCAGAAGAACUAGUAGAGCUGAGGCUGGCGAUACUACAAACGAUGCAUUCGGCAGAAACCACCCGUUAUCUUAUAUAAUUAUAUAUAUUGGUUUGGAAUCGGCGCUCUGGCAGGAUCUGGUGGACAAUUCUUCGUCGUAGCAGAAUCAUGAGUCCUCUCUUCGCUAGUACGUUUGCGUUUGGGUCGUCCUGCCGGUAUACGUAGUAGUAACCUGGGAACUUGAUGGUUAUGUUUGGUUUUAGUAGAGUCUCAUUAAUCAGGGUAAUGUCCACGUCUUGAUCUUGUUACAUUGCUCCUGUGAGCACUCUUUUUUGUUUGACACUGUCGGCAUUCCAGUAAACGAUCCUCAGAGGUUUGCUAUCCAUUGUGGCGGGAUAUGCUACUCAAACCUCCGAGGACCGCUGCGGCGGGGUCUUCUCCGUUUUUUAUGUGGCUUGCAGGACAUCGUAAAAGACUUGCAUCACCGUCUCUAUGCUGAUUGUAGAGCCGGGCUUUGCCGACGUCGUCGUGAUGCCGCGACCAUUUGCGCGGCGGUUUUAUAGAACGCAGUAUCAUCAUCACCCAACGAUACUGUGAUUGGUCGAUGAUGUUUCGAUUACUGUCGCGCGUACCUUAUAUCAUUUAAUAUAUAAUUUAAUUUUAAUUAUAUAAUUACGAGUAAUACAUUCUGAUGAAGUAUAUUUCGGCUUCGAGAUUUGUGCGCAACGCAACCAUCGCCAGGGGUUUAAAGAUGGAAAGCUUGGAUGAAUUCGUCGGGUGACUUGCGGAAAAACUCUCUUUCUGCGAGCGGACUCGGCGAAUACAACAACUAUCAGAGGCAUAGCACCCUAUCAUAGGAGACCCCCUGACAAAAAAGCCUUCCCUCGUUAACUCCUGGAAGAUACCUUAUUAUCUUCACCACACCUUCUCUAUCUCCUUAUAACUCUUUUCAAUGGCUUAGCCACAUUCACCUAGGCCAGGCUUCCCACAAGCGGGUCUAACCCAGUCUAGGUGACUCUCUUCAAUGACCCUGAUCGUUUCCACGGCAGGCGUCUGCUACCACAGUAAAGGGGUCCAACCCCGGGACUGUUUCCUCCACACCCUUGCGGGCGUAUGAGACGGAUAGUCGGAAAAUACGAGUAUAUUCCGGAUCGGCGGAUCGGCUACACUCGUCGGAAGCGCACGUCGCCUCACUACAACGAGGAAACUGCUACGGUUUAUUAAUAUAAACCUAUCGCAAUUUCGCCCGCGAUACCUCGCGGAGUAGAACACCAGUAGAAGAUGCCCAUAUGGAGACCGACGGCAGCGCGACGAGAUGCUCCCCCGCAAAGCUUGGCGGAUGGAUUCAAAAGGAUCCAGGAAUGCCCGCCCGUCUCAGGGACAGCAACGCCGAGAGCCGAAACCUCGGGAUUCUAGGAUCAAAAACGAUCCACAGAAUCAGCAUAUUCUCAGUUUACAAGAUUUUACUAGAUUACAAGUAACCCGAUAAUUUUCAGUUUACAAUAGGACCACUAAAGUCUAAGGCACCGCAACCUAAAACUUUAAAACGUCUCGGUAACAAACCAUCAAGAACUAUUGAUUUGUUGAGCUAUUUCUGAAAGCUGUCAGUGCUCCUACAACGUCAUAUGAAGUGGUUUGAAAAUUUUGAAUAUGUGCACAACGUAUAUCAAAAAAAGAUAUACUGGAUGGAUAUGGAUGUUUAGAGCGCAGGAAGUUAUAACUUCUGUCGAACAUCCCGAGAGGCACAGGUUUUUGUACCAGGGAGAGGCUUUGAUUUUGUCAGCGUGGAGCGUUUUCGGACGAAGUGGAACAGCGUGAAGUUGGGCCGUCACAAACACGAGAGCCUGAAGCAGAUACCACCAACAAGAACAAGCCUUGCGGGAACAAACUGGUAGUGCGACUGGCCAUGCAUGCGGAUGACGCGCCGGGUGAUCAUCAUCUGCCUGUCGAUGACGAGGACUGGUCCCAUCACGCCUCGGGUGAUAAGUUUCCGUCUGUCACUGGCAAUGAUUGGUCCCACCAGGCUUCGGGUGACAGGUCUCCGCCUGUCCCUGACGAGAACAGGUCCCCCUUGGGUGUCGAAUACGGGUCCCACCAGGGCUCGGGUGACGACUCACAGCCUGUUACUGCCGCGGAACCGACACAUCACGCGUCGAGGGGCGAAGUGCCGCCUGUUGUUGAAACGACUACCCACGCAUCGUGUCAUGUCUACGAGUCGCUGCCUGCCGCUAACGCGAAUUUGACUUACCACACUACAGGUUUUGACGCCAACAGAGUAUGUCGUGUGAUUCUGAAAAAAUGUGACAGUGAAAUUAGACUUAGGGAUACCAACGUUUGUAUCCCUAUUCAAUCGAAUUACAACUCGCGAAGUUCGAAAAAGACCUUUUCUUCAAGCUCCUCCAAUAAAUGUGUGAAAGAAAGCCAAAAUAAUGUGAAAUCACACGCAUUAUUAUGUGAUUUGUGCGGGUUUGAAUGUAAACGAAAAAAUACAUUAUUACGACACAUUUUGGCACAUUUUGGUUCGAAGUCUUACUCUUUACGUUAUCGACGUAUGCGAUCUCACGCCGGCGAAACAAGUUACUACUGUAACGAGUGUAACUAUAAAGCAAAAGUCAAAUCUCAUUUAGACAGACACAAGAGAUGUCACUCUAACGAAAGGCCGUAUUCAUGCAAAUUGUGCAACUUUAAAAGUAAGCGAAGCGAUAAUUUAAAAAAGCAUGUGGAAACACAUUACGCGGUCAAAAAGCCCCAUGCUUGUUCGUUUUGUGAUUAUGCAUGUGUCUAUAAGAAAAUCAUGCAGAGGCACAUGACGAAAGCGCACCCUAAGCUUCAUGUGUCCUUGAGUCGCGUGCAGAGUCACGUCACCACUAGCUACCCUACGGGACACAAGAAGGUCAAUGCUGCGACCAAGUGUAACAGUCCAGUGUACUAAACUACACCCAACAAUCGUACAUCCUACUAAUAUUAUAAUCGCGAAAGUUUGUUACUCUUAAAUGCCGCUACUACUGCCUACUACUUCUGUCGCCCCUUGAUUUAAACCUUUUCGACCUUCGUUCAAAACACCUUCACGAGCUUCAUGUUAUUGUUACGAACUAGGGUUUGGUACGACAGUGGUGGGCGGCGGCGGCGGCCCGGCACUAGGUAUCAGCGGCGCGGCGGCUGGCGGCGCGACUUGCGAGGCGUAACUCGGAGGCGCGCGGGGCGGGGCGGCCGGUACCCGAUGUCUCGCUCUGCCGCGUAGACGCAGCGGCGAUACCGGGUGGCGGUUCGACGUUUGCUUCGGGUUAAUUGUUUCUUCGGGGUCCCGAGUCAUCAUUCCUGGGAUUCGGCUCCCGACGAGGCAUUUUGGGUUUUUCGGGCUUCUCCGAAUGUUAGUCCGUCCGCGUAUUCGCGGAGAGGCUAGUCGCCGUGCUGUCUUCAGACCAUCAGCCGGUUGCGGGUCUGGACAUCUUCUUCGACAACUAUCUUCACCGCGAUAACACGCAGACGAAACUGGGACGGAUUUGGAUCACCAAAUCGGCUCAGCUUCCGUAGAUAGUAGUCACUUGUAGACACGUGCACUUGAGACGACUGCGGCCGAUCCUGCCCUGAGCGUCGUCGCAGUCGAUCGAAAGAAUUUCAGAUCAUUCUGGGAACGCCUAUGAUCGUGUUUAUUCCACGACAUUCGACAAAAAAACAAUAACAAAUGAUAAGCGAUAAAAACAACUCGAAAGGGGCGAGUGAUUAUGAACCCUAUGUCUUUUGCAAUAGCGUUUUCAGUGACAUUAUUUUGUACAUUGCCUAGGUAUUAUAUUGUAUAGAAUACCAAGGCAAUGUAUAAAAUCAAUAUUUUUUCAUACAUUGCCUACGCGUUUUAGGUUUUAUGACAGAAUGCCGGAAUGUUCAUAUUGCCCGUAACAUAUACGGGACAACCUGUUGUAUAGUUCAAGAAAAAAGUGAUUGUAAAUCUGGUCUUAAUGAUAUUUGUACUUUAUCGGGUAAAUAAUUUAUUAGAAUGAGAGUGGUGAUAUUUGAUUUUCCACUAUCAUUUUAAUCCUACUAAUAUUAUAAACACGAAAGUUUGUAAGGAUGUUUGUUACUAUUUAACGUCGCAACUACUGAACCGAUUUGGUGAAAAUUUAAAACGAAAAUAUAAUAGCUUACACCCUGAUAAAAUCCAUGGUUCCUAUGGGCCACCAGUUUGUGAAAAACUGAAUUCCACGCGGAUGAAGUCGCAGGCGUCCGCUAGUAGGCUGAUAAAAUUAUGAACCAUAAUGCCUAGUAAAAGCCCCAUAGUGUUUUUACUACUCGUCGAUUAAAAACAGACACUCCGCUAUUAAUCUGCUGUUGUAUUUCAUUUGUAAUACUUGUAUUCAUGAAGGAUCCGCCUCGAAGGACCAGAAAAGUUAUAUGACGUUACAUUCUUGUUUUUCGUCUUUCUGAUAACAAACACGCACUAUGAUAGAGACUAGUAUGACUUUUUUGUUAAUAAUUUUAGUAGUAAAAAUAAAUUAAUAUAAAAAUGAAUUCCACGUUGUGUUAAACGUAUUAUACACGUAUGCAUUUUUGUUAAAAAUGCUUUAUUAUAGAAACAUAAUUACAUUACAUUACAUACCUGUAUAAAAAAAUUACAAGUACCAAAGUUGUUCCAAUAUUUGCACUAACUUUAGGAUUGUCCUCCAAAUGCAUUUGGGAUUUCAGUCUACUUUCAUUAGCCAAACUCUAGUACGUUUAACGAGGCGAAUAAAAUACGUAAACAACCUAAAAAUACUAAGCUACAAACAAAGAAGAGUGUAUUAUCUCUGUGCUUAUCUAUCGCUUACAAUAUUUUCAACAUUCGUUUUUUCUCCGCGCUAAACGUACCUACUAUAUAUGUUUGUACAAAGUUAUUGCUAGUCGUCUGUAGGUAUAAUGCGUAUAAAAAUAUAAAUAUGUAAAUAUAAUGUAAAUAUGUAAAUAGGUAAAACGAGUGACCCAUAUAAUAUCUGAUUACCCUAGCACUAAUAGUAUAUGAAUAACGACCAUCAAUGAAAAAACGUAUUUAUCUAAACUUGAAUGGUUUAUUUUCAGUUUGACAUGUACCUUCUACGACAGAAGGACCAUAUUUUUUAUUUUAAGUCUUAGACAACUAACUGCCUUAUGAAAUCAGGCGAUUCUAAUAUUAAUAUUUCAUUUGUUUUUCCAAGCUCUAUAUUCGGACAUGUGAAGUGUUAAAUAUUGUUAAAUGAUGUAAAUAUAAAUAAAGUGCGUGUAAUGAACUGACUUUAUGUCAAUUAUCUAAUGUUGUAUAGACUUAUAUAGAAAAAAGAGAGAGUGAAUUUUGUAUUUUAUUUAACUUAAUGAUUUAUUUUUCAGUUUUACAUGUACCUAUUUGACAACAGUUUUUUCUCAUGAAAUUGUCUCUUAAAUCUAAAAUUUCAUUUAAAAAAAUGACGUAAUUUAAAAUAUACUGUGUGUAAUGAACUGACUUUAUGUAAUGUUUAAUGAUCUAAUUUUGUAUAGAUUUAUAUAAUGUUCAAAAAUAAGUGUACGAUGCCAAAAUAAAUAUGGAAAUGUGUGUACAACUUUGUUCCCGCCGUUUGACUGCAAAAUUGCAGAUGGUAUUAGCGAAAAAUUUACAUAAUUAUAUUUAUACAUUUGAUAUAUUAAGGUCACUUGAAUUCACAACAAAAGUUGACUUAAAUAUUUGUUGUUGCUGUUGAAAAUGUCAGGUUAUGCUAGCUAAGCUUAUGCUAAGCUUAAUAGAAAUUUGUAUAUAGGUGUGUAUUUACUAAAGUGACAUAGGCUUAUAAAUAUAUGUAUGUAUGGUUGUAUAUAUUUAUUUGACAUGAUUUCGUAAUGAACUAAUUAAUAGGCACCGUUCAAGGAUGUUAUUAAGUAUAAUGGUACACAUGCUCUAAAAUAGCAUGUUAAAAACGUGCUAUUAGGUAUGCUGCAUACGAGCAUUCUUAUCAACAGUUUACAUUUGCUCGCAAUAAGCAUGGUAUUUUUAAGUAUGCUCCUGAAUAAGCAUGCUCAAAGCAAACAUUCCAAUUACACAUGCUUAUUUGUAUCUAUCGCUCUGUGUCUAUAGUAUCGUGUUAGACAGGGGAGAUGAAGGUGAAGAAAAUACAGAAUAGCAAUGCUGAUCGACUAGCAUAGUCAAUAAGCAAACCUGUUCAGACGCGCUAAAAUCACGCCCCCUUCCACCCGCGCAGCAAGUAGCAUGCUCAUUAUUAGCAAUGUUGCGAUACACAUACUAAUAAGUAGCAACUGCUCAAUAGUAGCAUGCUUUCGUGCUUGGAAUGAGCAUUUGUAACAGUAGCGUAUGAUUAUCUUUUUAGGGUUACGUACAAAAUCCGAAUGUCCGUCUGACACAAUCAAUUUACUGGACCAAUUAAGUUGAAAUUUGGUACACAUAUCACCUGUGACCCAAACGCAAAGGUGUAUCGUGAUGAAAUCUGGUGAUGGUAAAAAUAAUAGAUAAAAUCUGAAUUUGGGGAGUCCAUAUGGGGGCUAGAUGGAUAAUUAAAAAAAAAUCAAACUGCAUCGUGUGACACUUCAAAUGAGCUUGUUCAAAUGAUAAGUGGAUCUCAAAUAUAUAUUUUUUUGGAAUUUUGAAAGAUUGAAGAUUGAAAAAAGAGUUUCCAACUUACUCAAGAAAAUUGACCAAUACCACCUUUUCUUCAUUUUAUUUUAUUAAUAUUAAUACAGGCUGUUUGUGAGGUACGUGGAUAUGAAUUUUCAAAAAUAGCAAGACGGACCCAGGAAUUAUCCAAUUUGUUUAACAUUACUGGGGACAGGUAAAUUUGUUAACGCGCUAACUUUAGUUUACUUGGUUUAACGCCUUUCUAUGGUUUUAUAUUAUACAUCUUCGUAAAUUUACAUUUUUUAAGAAUGAUUGUAAAACCUGAGGAACUGAGAGCUGAAACAGUUUGUUCCGCAUAAUCAAGACCUUCUAUAUUAAAUUGAAUUAAAAUAUAUUUUAUGUAUACCAGUAAAAUGUUUAAAUGAACUACUGCUUUGGGUUAUAAAGCCCUUUGAAAUACUAACAGACCAUUACAAAUGCCACCAAUAAAUCCAAAUGGCAUUUUAAGAAAAUAAUAAUAGCCAUCUGGAGUCACAAAAUCAGUUUAUACACUGGAAUCACUAGAUACAUUUGUUAAAAGCAAUUUUUCAUAUCUUUUGUUACUUACUUUAUUAUAAUUUAUAAAUGAAAAGUUUUAAAAUGUAUUGUUUAAUGAAAACCCAAACAAAGAAUAUUUAACAAAAUCAAAAGCUGGAACUCAGCAAGCGAUCUCAGAAUGUUUUAAGCUAAAAUCAAUUUAGAAAGACGAAUAUUUUGUUGAGUAUGUUCGAAAAGUGUUAAAAAUUUAAAACAUUAAAAUGGGAAGUACAUUACCUCCCGCUGUAAUUUCCAGACGUUACACUUUCUUUACACUUUUGUCCCGAUCUCAGACGAAUUAGAUAGGGGCCUGAUUCGCUAGAUGUUAUCCCUCUGUCAAAGUUUAAGAUCAACGUUCUAAUGCGUUUAUAAAUCGAUGUUUCAUAGAUGUUAUCGUUUUUGUUAUAAAGAGCUCUCUAAAAAGCCGGUUUAUUUAGUUAUAGUAAAGACACGAAAUAUAUUUAUUGGUGUUAACUAUUUCGAUGUGUGAUUUUAUAAAUCGCACAUCGAAAUAGUUCGCCUCGCCCCCGAAAAUACGACAGACAAUUUUAUUGGUGCAUUUGAGUGAGGUGCAACUCCAUAGUUAAUUACUCUAUGCUCCCGUCGACAGCGCACAACCUGGCCGACCAGCACUUUCGGUUUUAUGAAAAUUUCCCAAGUGUGAUUAAUUCGUGUAUCACUUUUACACGGCAUUAAACUAUCAAAAGUGAAAAAAGCAGCCAAUGACAGACUAUUACUAUAUUAACCUAAAAAGGGGAGAGCAAAGUUGUACACCCAAUAUAAUGCGUGUAUUAUUUAAUUUCUUUAAUUAUUAUUAUUUAAUUUCUUUAAUUAUUGAUCUAAGAUUCUUUAUGUUAAAUUGCAAUUUGUACUGAGCAAUUAAUACCUACCUCUUUAUAUUGCAAGAUGGGGCGUGCGCACCUUGUGGUAAUACUGUGUAAUUUAAUUUAUAUUAAUAUAUUGAAAUAAAAAAUUUAAUACGUU